ACAAAAGCCAUUUCAUAAAAGAUUAAAAUUGUGUUGUAUGUUUCUCUCUCUUGUUUAGGGAAUUAGCAUAACUGAAUCACCUCCUUUAUGUUCUAUCUCCAACAAAUUUCAUAUAUUUCCUUCUUAGUUCUCAGUCUACUCCCAAACAAACCCAAAUGAGUAACAAAUUACCCAAAAACCAACGUUUAAUUUCUUAUUUCUCUUGACAAAUUCAAUGAAUCAAUUCUAAACACGCAGAAAAUCAUUAUCUGCCCGUUAAUGAUUCUCCCCAAAUUAAUUCCCCAGAUCCAUUAUCGUUUCUUUCCUUAAUUCUACCUUCCAAAUUAACCAUUUAAACCCUUCAUUUUUUCAUCAAAAAUUUAAGUUUUAGACAUUAUUUUAGAGAGAGAAGUAUUGAAUUAGUGUGGGAAAGUAUGUCGAGUUCAUCUACUCAGGUUGUUAAGGUGAAGAAAUCGGUGUUAGCGGCAUGCAUGACAUGCCCUCUUUGCAAUAAGCUUGUUCGUGAGGCUACAACCAUCUCGCUUUGCCUUCAUACGUUUUGCAGGAAAUGUAUAUAUGAUAAAUUGUCGGACGAGGAUGUUGAUAGCUGCCCUGUGUGUGAUGUUAAUUUGGGCUGUGUUCCGGUGGAAAAACUCAGGCCGGACCACAACCUGGCAGAUAUCAGGGCCAAGAUUUUUCCUCUGAGAGGAAGAAAGGUCGCUGCACCUGAAAUUGUCCCGGCGAACUCCCCUCCUGCUAAGGUAAAGGAAAGAUCACUAUCAUCAUUAGUGGUCAGCACACCAAGAGUGUCUAUGCAGGCUGGUGUUACAGGAAGAAGAACAAGAGCUGGAAGAAAAGGUUCUGUUCCAAGAAGUUCUAGUCCUGUUGCUGAAGAAACUCUUAAGUCAGUGGACGAUUCUUUGGAUGAUCAUCUUGAUGGAUCAAGCUCACCUGAGACUCUUAAUAAAAUCAUUCAAAAUAAGAAGCAGAGUUCUUCAGCCAAAUCUACUAAUGAUCAGAUUCAUGAUGAGCACACUGAAAACGACACUGAAGAGCGGGAAGGAAAAGCUGAUAUGUGGAAACCUUUAAAUACUCUUGUUGAAGCUGCAAACAGAAGCAAGUUUUCAAAGUCUAAUUUGCAAGGGCCUUCUCUUGCUACAACAGAGGCAUCUGGUUCCGGAGAUCUUGAUAUAAAAAUGAAUAAGAUGAAUAUUGAGGAGAAUGGGCAAGGAGCUGAAGUCCAGAACGUCAAAACCAGUGUGCCGUCAGUCCCAGCACCGGUGAAACGUAAAAGGGUACGUCCAUUUAACAGAAAACAAUCAUCGGCAUCUUUGCCACCGAACAGUUCCCAUGUCGUGGUCAAUGAAGCGCGUCGAAAUUGGAAAGACGGUCAAGUUUGGUUUUCAUUGGUUGCUGCUGAGGAUCAGGUUGAAGGGGCACCGUUGCCACAAGUAGAUGCUGCUUUUUUAAGAGUAAAGAAUGGAAACAUGCCAGUUUUGUCUAUUCAAAAAUACCUUGCAAAGAAACUUGAUCUCGCAAGUGAAGCAGAGGUCCAAAUUCUGUGCCAAGGACAACCAGUGAUGUCUAACUUGAAAGUUAGCAGCCUAUUAGACGCAUGGGUUCAAACUUCAUCGUCCCAAAAGGUACAUACUUUCGUUGGCGACUCUGCCAAGGAUUUUGUGAUGGUUCUUUCAUACGCGCGCAAGGUUACAUCCCCAAUCGCUUGAUGCUGUUGCAGCAAUAAUCAGCUUCGUCCCCAUCUUACCGUCUUCGUUUAGAGCUCACAUCUGCUCUAUUGAAUCUUGCAGUGAUAAAUGCUGUUAACAUUUAGUAUUUAGAAUUUACUAUAUACAAUUUUACAAUUUAGUAGUAUUAUUAUAGAACUACACAUUGGUUGUUUGAGCAUUGCAACCUUGCUAUGUAAAUGAGGUCAAACAAUAGUUCUUUUUAAAUUGGUAUAAGAUGACAAACUAUAGCUAAUC
This is a messenger RNA of Amaranthus tricolor (Joseph's coat), 1961 nucleotides long. Its product is annotated as E3 ubiquitin protein ligase DRIP2-like. The record is from RefSeq and is a predicted model, not a curated record. NCBI's taxonomy places the organism in Eukaryota, Viridiplantae, Streptophyta, Magnoliopsida, Caryophyllales, Amaranthaceae. The coding region runs from base 414 to 1706 and encodes 430 amino acids. The transcript has 7 exons. Gene Ontology annotation, molecular function: ubiquitin-protein transferase activity.